Molecule: messenger RNA, 3034 nt
Organism: Spirometra erinaceieuropaei
Lineage: Eukaryota; Metazoa; Platyhelminthes; Cestoda; Diphyllobothriidea; Diphyllobothriidae
Source: the annotation of a GenBank genome assembly
AUGGUCGAUAGUGGUGUCCCCCAGGGUUCAGUUCUGGGACCAAUUUUGUUCCUUAUCUACGUGGACGAUGCCGCAAGAGAUUUAGACUGUGAAGUAGCAAUGUUUGCGGAUGACAUGAAGAUAUGGAGUGUAAUUCGGGGUCCUGCCGAUGAAGACAGACUGCAGUUGAACCUGAAUCGGUUGGAGGAGUGGUCAAACCGUUGGCUCCUGCGGUUCAACGUUGCCAAAUGUAGCAUACUUCGCCUAGGCAACACAGCCAGAUCCGCCAGCACAAGAGGCUACUUUCUGGGCGGUGCAGCCCUACAAGAGGUCGAAGUCCAAAAGGACCUCGGUGUGCUUACGACGAGUUCCCUAAAACCAUCCGCCCACUGUUCGAGGGUGGCAAAAACCGCAAUGUCCGUACUGUACGCCAUCAAGCGUGCGUUUAUGGACUUUGACGAAGAAGCUUUCUCUAAGACAUUCCGAACAUUCGUCCGGCCGCAUUUAGAGUACGGCAUACAAGCUUGGAGGCCGUGGGCUGUUGUGGAUCAAAACUGCCUCGAAAGAGUCCAGAGGAGAGCCACGAAGAUGGUCAGGGGUCAAAGCUCCUUUCCUUAUGCGACCCGCCUAGUAAAUUUGAACCUCUUUCCUUUGAGUUACAGGCAACUUCGCGGAGAUCUCUUGCAAGCCUUCCGCAUUGUAAAGGGGUUGGAUUGCAGUCUGGCCUUCGAGGACUUUUUUGAAUUUGCAACCACGACCAACCUCCGAGGUCACCCGUUAAAACUGCGCACUCAGCAGGCACGGCUGGAUGUGCGGAAGUUCUCCUUCUCGGUUCGGGUGGUCAAACCAUGGAAUGAGCUUCCCGCAGAUGCUGUGAUGUCAACAUCUAUACAAAUUUUUAAGAAGAAUCUGGACAUAUUUAUGUUCCGAAAUGACCAAGAGUGAUGAGAAGUCGCGCUCCCCCCUGUAACUCCUUCUCAUUUUGUCCCACCAUUAUGGGCGUGUUGGAACUAUUUCAGCCCAGAACAUCUAUUUGUACACCACACAUUUUUUUACGUUGCAAAUAGGGUACUCAAAGGCUUACGCCUAUUUCCCUCAAUAAACUGAACUGAACUGAACUGAAGACGACAGCGGAAGCGCAAUGUAGGAGCGACGAAAAUAAGAAAAGGGUAUGGCGGCAUAAGGAGGCUGAAGCGAAAUCUGUGUGAAGCAAAAUACUUUAGGAGCAGGGGUUCUCUUUAGAAACAUGCAAUGGCGAGGAAAUAUUUUUUUCGACUUUAUCCUGUUCACUGGGUUCCGUCCUUUACGGUACGAAACAGUUAGAAAACCACAAAUAAAGUCGAAAGUUUUUAUGGCUAGGUGGCCAGGGGAAAUUGUGGACUUAUAGCUGGAACUUGGCUCAUUUCGGAAAGAUUGCGCAGUGGUGCUUGAUUAACGGUAUGUUUGGGACAAGUACCUGUUCAAUGGAAUUUGGACUGGGAGUUGUGUAAAGUUGGAAAGCAAGUCGUAUGCGCCGCAGGUACGUAGAUAGGAUUCAUGAUGCAAAUAUCCGAAAAUUUCAGGUUCAAUUCUCUAAAAUAAAACAAGGAGUUCUGAGAAAAGAAGUGAGCAAAUUCUCUGAAUAUAAAGUUGAGUGCGAUUUCAGCAAAAUACCCUUUCAAGUGAGUUAUUUAGAAGGAAAAUCUAUGCCGCAAAAUGAUAUUGAAAAGCGGGGCAGGCCUAUCGUGAAAGAAUAGUAUGAUUUUAGUCCGCAAUUAUAGAAAAUGCAGGGCAUUACGUUACUAACUUCUGGUCUGUUUUGACAUACUACGACAUGGGCUCGAAAUGCAAGAAAUACGGCGACAGCGGCUUGCGUAACUUGCCUUUUUAACUACAGGCUGGUAUAGGUGUGUAGUGGCAUAUUUGUGGUAACAAUCAGUGCCUUUUAAGACCCUUCUAAAAAACGACACAUACAAUUUUCAAUUUCUAACAAACAUACUACUAAAAUCGAGAUAGCCCACAUUUAUUAAGGGAAGUGUAUGCAAACGCCUUUGAACUCCCUAUUGGUUGCAAUAACGUCACAAAAAAUGCAAGACGCAAUUCAAGUUAGAAGGAAAAAUACGUACGUAAUUACAUACAGCAAGCAUGUAAUACUUGUAUGAAGGUGUCAGUGCAUGUAUGCUGCGUCAGGGGUGUAGGGGUGUCAGCGGUGGGGUCACGUGAUGGUCGUACUGGUCGCUCAUUUGCUUGCAGGUGAGACUACACCUAGCAUCCAUUUGCUGGCACCCAACUCUCCCCUGUGGCUUCACGUAGUUGGGCUCUGCUCAGCGGCCACACCCCGGUCAACCGCCUCGAUCGGCGGGCUAAACCAGGUGAGGGCGGUUACUCCCAGUGCGCGUUGUGCCACGUGCACAGGGUACUGCGGACUCCGCUGAACGGUCGAUCGGAUGGAACACCGUGUCGGCACCGUAGUGAAGAGGCUCCGUCCGGUACGCCGCUCGCCAGCCAGUUGGCGGAACUUCUCAUCGGCAUCGUCUAGAGGAGGUUCGCCUGGUACGCCGUUGGUCAGCCGGUGGGAUGGGUCUUCGAAUCGGCAUCGUCGACACGCGCCCAUCUGGUGCACCGUAGGAGACCGCGGGCUUACGGUGAUGUCGUAAGCCGUUGGAAAAAUCGAGUCGCGCUUCCUCUGCCAAGAAAAUGUUGUGGCCUACAGUGGAGUUCGACCGCGCCGGCACAACCAAAAUCGAAAUAACAACAAUAACAACACUACUCCCUCUCUUCAUCCUACCUCUUCUCCCUCUUCCUCUGCCUGUUCUUCUCCUUUGCCAUCCUCUUCUCCACCUCCUUCCCGCCCUUUCACUCGUCGCCAGACUGGCAGGGUGAGCCCGCUCACGUUGGCAGCCUGGAAUGUUCGUUCCCUUUUCGACAAUCCGAGGUCCCGCCGACCGGAACGGAGAACGCGCUAGUGGCCCGGGAACUGGCGUGCUACAAGGUGGACAUCGCCGCACUCGGCGAGACUCGAUGCUCCGAACAAGGCCAACUGGAGGAGAUGGGUGCCGGCUACACCUUCUUCUAG